AUGAUUCAAUACUUAAGUUCCGAUAGUGUUGGUUAUCAAGUCAACCUCGACACUUCUCCCAACUGUACGAAGAACAGCCUAAGUGUGCGCCAGGAGUUUUCUCAGAACGUUUUGCCUCGCCGCCCGCAGCCGAGAGCGGCCCCGGGGGUGAGUGGCCUCGGGGGCCUGGGGGCCUCGGGGUCGGAAGUGGAGCCGGGUCGGCGCGCCCCGGGGCGCAGGGCAGCGCCGAGGGGUGUGGGGGCGCUGCUGCUCGGCGCGGCUGCGGCCGCCGAGGGGUUGCGGGAGGACCUGAGGGGUGCGGCGGCCCAGCCCUGGAGAGGCCUGGCGCGGAUCCCGAAGCAAGGGCGGUCGCGGCGCGAGGAGACGGCGGCCGAGCACGAGUUCUUGCUGCCAAAUGAGAGAAGCUUCCAGAAUGCUGCUAAAAGCAAUAAUUUGGAGCUUAUGGAGAAGCUGUUUGAAAAGAAGGUUAACAUGAAUGCUGUGAACAAUAUGAACCGCACAGCCCUGCCUUUUGCAGUGGGGACAGGUCAUCUGUCUGCGGUGGAUUUCUUGCUGAAUCACAAGGCCGGGGGGGUUGUUGCUGGUGAGCAUGGCUUGACAGUAACUCACCUUGCAUCCUGGUCUGAAAGCCUCCAGAUCAUGCUCAUGCUGGUUAGAGCUGGAGCAGACCAGAGAGCCAAGAGUCAAGAUGGAACGAAUGCCCUUCACUUUGGGGCUCAGAGCAACAACGUGUUCAUUGUGGAGUACCUCAUUCAAGAUGUGCACCUGAGGGACUUGGACCAGCCUGAUGAGAAAGGAAGAAAACCAUUCCUUUUGGUGGCAGAGCGGGGCCACAUUGAAAUGAUAGAAAAACUUAUCUUCCUUAAUCUGCAUACUUCAGAAAAGGACAAAGCCACUGACACCCGUUCUGAUUUAAUGCAAAUCACAAGCCAUGACAGCUAUAUCACAUCUGCUGCCCGGUUGACUGAGAUUAAUGGCGAAACACCAUUCUUCUUAGCUGUUGAAGGAGGUCAUGAAGAAUGCAGCAAAGUGCUACUGGCAGCAGGAAGUGAUAUCAACAUUCCAAAUAAACUCAAUAUCGGUGCUUUGCAGAUAGCAACCCCGAAUGGCCAUGCAUCCCUUGUCAGCUUUCUUCUCAGUGAGAACAUUGAUCUGUACUAGAAGGUGGAACCUAAGGAGUCCCGUCUUCAUUUAGCUGCUAUCAACAACCAUAUCACAGUGGUAAACAGCUUAUUAAGUGCACAGCAUGAUAUUGACAUCUUAAAUCAGAGGCUGCAAACUCUUUUGCACGUAGCUGCUGAUCUUGGAAAUGUGGAACUGGUGGAAACCCUGCGGAAGGCAGUCAGUGACCUAAAGGACACGGCCUGUGAUGUCACAAAGCUCUCCGAGGGCCACCCGCCCUCAACAGCGCAACAAGGGAAGACUGCCCUGGCCGUGGCCGCCAGGAACAACUGCAGCCUCAUCGUGGGCACGCUCAUUAAAGCCAAGAGGUGCUACGCCUGGAGAGAGGAGCGUGGUGAGAACAUCAAGGACCCAUCAACCAGCUUUACUCUGACGUCCAAGCAAGAUCACAGUCAGGAGACCAGGCACAUUCGCAGUCUCCUCUGGCACCUGGCUUUCCAUCAGCUGAAGACCAACUAGUGGCAGAGGCUGGCCCGUUUGUGGAACUUUACAGACGCCCAGAUCAGAGCCAUGGAGGAGCAGUGGUCAGGUCAGCAUGGCCCAGGGGAUGAGAGCUUCCGUGAACACGGCCACGGGGCUCUGCUCAUCUGGCUGCACGGGGUCCCGGUGACACAGGCCACACCGGUCAAGCACCUGUACGAAGGGCUGGUGUGCGCGGGCUUCUCAGAACUAGCUGAAGAGAUUCGUCAAUUUAAAAGUGAAACUGACUCAAGGCCCAAGAAAUGUGCAGUUUCAUAAAUGCCUAAAGAAACUGUAUUUGAAUGAUUUUCCAUUCAGUAUUCAGUCCUCUUAAAUUCAGCUCUUCAAAUGGCGUAAAGUUCUUCCAACAGCAGUACUGAUUUUCCUUUCAACUGUGAAGAUGGCAGUGACAGUAUUCUCUAACAGAUGAAAAAAUGGUAUUACACUUUCCGACCACUGAAAAGUCAACUUUUUU
Molecule: messenger RNA, 2116 nt
Organism: Kogia breviceps (pygmy sperm whale)
Lineage: Eukaryota; Metazoa; Chordata; Mammalia; Artiodactyla; Physeteridae
Source: RefSeq, a predicted model, not a curated record